Molecule: messenger RNA, 4199 nt
Organism: Petromyzon marinus (sea lamprey)
Lineage: Eukaryota; Metazoa; Chordata; Hyperoartia; Petromyzontiformes; Petromyzontidae
Product: neuronal acetylcholine receptor subunit beta-4-like
Biological process (GO): monoatomic ion transmembrane transport
Cellular component (GO): postsynaptic membrane
Molecular function (GO): transmembrane signaling receptor activity; acetylcholine-gated monoatomic cation-selective channel activity
Source: RefSeq, a predicted model, not a curated record
UGAUGGCGAUGAUGACGAUGGCAACGAUGAGGAUUAUGACAAUGAUGUUGAUGGCUUUGAUGAUGAUUGUGGUUUGCUCUCUCAGUCGCGCUCUGAUCCUUCCGGCCCAUUUCCCCUGGAGAAAGAGGGAGAGGAAAUCUCCAUGGACUCCCAGCGCCAGAAAGGCAGCUCCGUACUUACAGCUCGCUUCCUCUCUCCUCCCUCUCCCCUCCUCGUUCUCUUCUCUCUCCACUCCACUACCUGUGUUGAGGACUUGCACUCGGAGGAUGACGGGGUUGAUGCCACAGGCACAUCCCACGCUCGAAACUCGAAUGUGUGCUGAGGAACACCACGCGUGUAUCCGCCGAGUGGCGCGGGUCUGAAUUGAACAUUGGCGAGAUCACGUUAUGAUGGAUAGUUUACGGAGAAGGCCGUGUGUGCUGCUACUCCUCGUCCAUGUACUUUUUUUGUUCGCCCUCAAACGCACUUGCGCGUCAGAGGCAGAGAAAAGGCUCCUGGACUAUCUGCUCCAGAAAAACAGAUACAACAAAGACAUUCGCCCGGCCAUCAAUAACUCGCAGCUGGUUACAAUCGCCUUUCACAUCUCCCUGUGCCAGAUCGUCAAUGUCGAUAUAAGGGAGCAGAUCAUGACGACCAACGCGUGGCUCACCCAGGAGUGGAUUGACUACCGGCUCAAGUGGGCCCCAGCUAAUUAUGAAGGAUUGGACGAGACGCGGCUGCCCUCCAAAGAGAUCUGGCUGCCCACUAUCGGCCUUAAAAAUAAUGCUGACGGCAGGUACAGGGUUUCCUUACACAGCAACGCCAUAGUGACCUCGGAUGGGAACGUCACAUGGAAGCCGCCUGCCGUCUAUAAAAGUGCCUGCAAGAUCAACGUCAAGCACUUCCCGUUUGACCAGCAGAAUUGCACCAUGACAUUUCGCCCUUUGGUCUGUGACAACAACGAGAUAGACCUGGUGCUCAAGCACGACUUGGCCAAGUUGGACGACUUCACUCCGAGCGGCGAGUGGGACAUCGUGUCCUUGUACGGCCGCAAAAACAAGGACCCUUCUGACCCCGCGUACGUAGACAUCACCUACGACUUCAUCAUCAAGAGGAAACCUCUCUUCUACACCAUCAACCUCAUCAUCCCGUGCGUGCUCAUCACCUCGCUCGCCAUCCUCGUCUUCUACCUGCCGUCUGACUGCGGCGAGAAGAUGACCCUGUGCAUCUCCGUGCUGCUCGCUCUCACCGUGUUCCUGCUGCUCAUCUCCAAGAUCGUGCCGCCCACGUCCCUGGACGUCCCGCUCAUCGGCAAAUACCUGAUGUUCACCAUGGUGCUGGUCACCUUCUCCAUCGUGACGAGCGUCUGCGUCCUGAACGUGCACCACCGAUCUCCGAGCACGCACACCAUGCCGAACUGGGUCAAGAAGGUCUUCCUGCACAAACUGCCCAUGCUCUUGUUCAUGCAGCGGCCCAAGAACAGCUCGGCACGCGACCGCAUGAGACGAAAACAUUUGGGCGCCUCGUUCGCGUGCAAGGUGCACGGCGAGGGUGCGGACGCGUGCUUCGUGAACCUGGCGUCCGCCAACAAGUACGGCUUCAAAAUGCAGGAUCUCUCGGGCCCCUUCCGGAACAUUUCCGAGCUGAGGUUCCGCACGUCGUCCAAGUGGACGCCCGAGAUGCAGGAAGCUGUGGACGGGGUCAGGUUCAUCGCGGACCACACCCGCAGCGAGGACGAAGACCAGAGCGUGAUCGAGGACUGGAAGUACGUGGCCAUGGUGAUCGACCGCCUCUUCCUGUGGAUAUUCGUGGUGGUGUGCGUGGUGGGGACCGUGGGGCUCUUCCUGCAGCCGCUGUUUCAGAACUACACGACGCCAACCAUCGCUUAGCUAUUACAAUGGGGGGAAGGGGGGGAGCUUCCCACAGCAGCAAACAACAGCCGCCCCCCCCCCCCAAUAGCCGUCCUCUCCCAUACCUUUGAAAAUGACUUAAUUGCUUAUAAUAUACCAAAACGCCACUCAUACGUGUCAUGUAUAUGGAUAUACAGUACGCAUUUCUCUAGACCGAGCUUUGUAUAAGAGUACAUGAAAAUUCAAGCAAACCACACAAAUAUUAUGAGCGAGCCACGUGCUAUCACGGGGUUAAUGAACACUGCCCCCCAGCUGCGGCAGACAAUAUGCGUAUGCGGCAAUGGGACGAUCACUGAGUGGCUUUGCGCUAAAGAAUUGGAAAAAUAAGUUUUUGCAUUCGAGUUUUCAAAUAGUAAGUUGAUUGGCCAUGCAGUGACCGGAUACAUUGAUCGGGUCUGAUCGGUUCUGCAUUCAGGGAGCCAAUCGUAGUCUUCACCGGUGUGGGUGAUUGAACCUCACAGGUGAUGGGUCUAGUCAGUCAAUGGGCUGGGAACAGUGAAUAGCCAUGAGAGAGAUAUAUAAAGGAGGAAUAACUUGGAUAGAAGGUGCAGCAACUGGAGCGUGGCAGCACUACGGACGAGCAGGACAUCACUUGACCAGCCAGGGACAACGGCCAGCAGAGAGGCGUUUGCGUUAUAGAAAGGACCAGUCAGGGAGACUAUAAGUAAACCUUUACACCGAUGAUACAUUUUGAGGGUGUAUCUAUGGGUAGAAGGGGAGCUUAAUAGGGUUCCCCUUGAGAAUGCAAGGAUCCUGGUGGGGGAGCCAAUCUGAGGAGCAGAGGUGACCAAGUACGGGAGUCCAAGGCCCAGAAUCCUCAGGUACCUGCAUUAAUUUCAUAAAAGGAGACUGGGCACCCGCCUUGCGCGACCCAUAGCAUUGCGGAUAUACUAACAGCCUUGCGUGACCCAUGGCGUUGCAGUUUUGUGCGACCCAUAGCGUUAUGGUUAUACUAACAGCCUUACACGACAUAGCAUUGCGAUUAUACUAACAGCCUUGCACGACAUAGCAUCGCGGUUAUACUAACAGCCUUACACGACGUAGCAUUGCGGUUAUACUACCAGUCUUGCGUGACCCAUAUCGUUGUGGUUAUGCGAACAGCCUUGCGUGACCAUAUCGUGGUUAUGCGAACAGCCUUGCGUGACCCAUAGCGUUGUGGUUAUACUAACAGCCUUGCGUGACCCAUGGCGUUGCAGUUAUACUAACAGCCUUGCGUGAUCCAUGGCGUUGUGGUUAUGCUAACAGCCUUGCGUGACCCAUAGCGUUGUGGUUAUGCUAACAGCCUUGCGUGACCCAUAGCGUUGUGGUUAUACUAACAGCCUUGCGUGACCCAUAGCGUUGUGGUUAUACUAACAGCCUUGCGUCACCCAUAGCGUUGCGGUUGUACUAACAGCCUUGCGUGACCCAUAGCGUUGCGGUUAUACUAACAGCCUUGCGUGACCCAUAGCAUUGGGGUCGGGCAUGUGAGCUCUGCUUUAGGGUGCAUGUUCUGAGCUGUGGGUGUUUCGCUGAGAUGAACACGGGAGCGGUAACUGUGGAUACGUAGCGAUGGUUGCACAGAAAGGUAUGGAACUGAAUGUGCCCAUAACUAAUUUAGGGUGGGUGAGCGAGGUUUGUAAGCAGGAGUUCUAGCGGGUGCACAACAGUAAGCCACAGCCAGUUUUCCAGGGGAUCACCUUGUCUAACACCGCGUCGAUUUGACCUUAAAAUGUGUUCGCAUGCACGGGGUGGUACCAGCGUCGUGCGACUCGUAUCUGAUACAGUUGAUACAUGGGCUAGUGACUGACAAACUAUGCACCAACUGGCCGAGCAUGAGUUUGUGUGAUUUGAGUGAGCGUGUCAUUUGACCACGAUCGCGUUGGUGUGUGUUAGACGUAACGGGGUGCCCGGAUUGUGUCGGCACUCUGCCCUUCUAUCUGUAAUAUCCCACGGUGAGCUCCGUUAAAGUGAACUCGGACCCUAACCUGGUGGUGGGGGUGUGGAUUAAAUGACUUGCAUGACAUAACCGCGGUUGGGUAAGUGAAGAAGAGAGUUCACGUGAUUAAAAACACACGCAACUUAAUGCGUGCUGCCAUUCAACGCACAGCUCACCUGUUGUGAAGUAAAGUGUGGGAUACUUAUGCAUCUUUAAAAUGUUUGGUCAUCGUGGAAGAGUAGGCCAAAUAGCCAUCUUUGUGGAAUGGCAUGAGCAAGCAAUUGCAGGACUGCACCUUUACUUUUCACACUCCGUCAAGCGAGGCAAUGAAGAGCCGAGAGUUUGACUCUCGUCUGGGUAGAACUCGUUUUACAAUAAAUGAAUUGCACAGUCGA